AUGUCGACGGCGCCGGCGGUGGGAGAGGAGGCGGCGGUGACGGUGGAAGGGGGUAGGCGCCGGCAGCGGGGGCGGUGGAGGUGUCGGCGGCAGCGUCGGUCCACGCACUACACCAAAGCGGAGUCCAUUGUUGUGGCAAGGGCCUUGGAUGCUGUCAUGUCGGACGCCCCAGUUGGCACCAAUCAUACCGAGUUAAGCUUCUGGAGGCGCGUCCUGGUGGCCUACGACGACUUCAAGCCGAGAGGCGCCGUCCCGCGUGAGCCGGACCAGAUCCACAAAAAGUGGGGGAGGAUUCUAAGAGCUGUCAAGAGGUUCGCGGGCAUAUACGAAAACAACCAGCGCACUGCUGAGAGUGGCCGCAGCGAAGCCGGCGUGAAGGCAUUGUCAUUCUCCAUGUUCAACACCAAAGAGUUUCCUAAGUUCGGCUACUGGGAGGAAUAUUUGGUUCUCUAG
Messenger RNA from Salvia hispanica, 453 nucleotides. Lineage: Eukaryota; Viridiplantae; Streptophyta; Magnoliopsida; Lamiales; Lamiaceae. The record is from RefSeq and is a predicted model, not a curated record.